Messenger RNA from Anopheles coustani, 1128 nucleotides. RefSeq lists its product as uncharacterized. Bases 1 to 1128 code for a protein of 375 amino acids. The transcript is spliced from 3 exons. Gene Ontology annotation, cellular component: chitin-based extracellular matrix. The record is from RefSeq and is a predicted model, not a curated record. Lineage: Eukaryota; Metazoa; Arthropoda; Insecta; Diptera; Culicidae. Gene Ontology annotation, molecular function: structural constituent of chitin-based larval cuticle.
AUGGCAAAGUUGAUAGCAAUUGCGACCAUCCUUUCGGUGGCUCCGUUGCUGCUGGCCAGGCGCAUCCAGGUCGUCAACAUCAGCCCCGAGGAGGCCCAGCAGUACAUCACCCAGCAGAGUCUGGACCUUCGGUACGCACCGAAGCUCGGAGAGCAUCCGCUGGGCUACACGCGCAACGUUCAGGACCCGUCGGAGGCGCGCUUUUACUACAACGGACGGGUGAUUGAGCACCCGGAAGACUUUGUGGAGGAGGAGUACGAAGCGAAGCAGUUCCACGGGCAGGAUGGCCUCGGCCGGGCAAUGUUCGGCUACAGUGACCACAACCAGGCUCGACUGGAAGCUCGUAACGCGAACGGUGAGGUGCGUGGCUCAUACCAGUACGUGAACCCCUUCGGCGAGGACGUGAUCGUGCAGUACUGGUCCGACGGACUCGGGUUCCACCAGAUCGACAACCAACCCGAGGUGCGCCUGCAACCCGUCACCGACACGCCCGAGGUCCGCGAGGCUCGUCUGGCUCACCUGAAGGCCUGGGAGGAGGCGGCCAGUCUGACCCGGGCCAAUCCGGACGUGACGUCCUCAGACGGUGCCAGUGACCCGGCUCGCUACCCGGCCGUCCAGAGCAACGCCGUCGAGCAGGAACCGGAGCAGGAGGACGAGAUCCUGGCGGCCGUCUCGAACCAACACCAGAGCCUCAUCCGCUAUCCGAGCCUUCCCUACACGGACCACAUUUCGCCCGACGGUUCGGCCAAGGGGGUGCUGGCGGACGACGGGGUCGUGGUGGAGGCAGAGGCACGCAGUGUGAAGAAGCGCCAGAACGACGAAGACAGCACCGACACGGUUCCGGCCGACCCGAAGGGUUUCUUCUACAGCUUCGACUACCCGGUGCACUUGGUGGCGGAGAGCGCGGCAAAGAAGGCGGCCCGUGGAGGAACCAGCGAGCGGUUCGGCGACAUCCCGCAGGAGUCGUCGGUGGUGGAAACGAAGGCAUCCGCUCCGACGGACGAUCGCGUCUCGCUAAAGGCGGUCCUGAGUGGCGAAACGCUCGUCGAUGCCGUCCAUGACGCGCAGGUUUCUCCAAAGCAGAAGCUGGCGGCUGCGGCGGCGGUGGCGGCGGCAAAGCAGGCCUAA